ACACCGGAAAGCUGGGGGAGGUGCUCGGGGCCGCUGAGGGCGGAGGGCGGUGGCAGCGCUGGCGCUGGAGACCGGCUCGGUGGUUUCGGGAAGCAGAUCGGCGACGGCUGCCGCUCGCGUAGCUCCGCAUCCCGCCCUCGGCACGGCUCGCAGCCCCCUUGCCACCGGCGUCCGACAAUGUGUCCCACCGGCCCGGCGUAGCCGCUGCGCGUGCGCGGAACCGUGGGGCCAUGAGCGAAGCCGGCGGCGGCCGGGGCUGUGGGUCCUCGGUCCCCCAGCGAGCGCCAUGGAGCCUGGUGGCGGCGACGGCCGCGUUCUGCCUGGUGUCGGCCACGUCCGUGUGGACGGCGGGUGCCGCGCCCAUGAGUAGGGAGGAGAGACAGAAGCUUGGGAAUCAAGUACUGGAGAUGUUUGAUCAUGCUUAUGGUAACUAUAUGGAACAUGCUUACCCAGCUGAUGAACUCAUGCCUUUAACCUGUAGAGGUCGUGUUAGAGGCCAGGAGCCAAGUCGGGGUGAUGUUGAUGACGCCUUGGGAAAAUUUUCCCUGACACUGAUUGAUUCUUUGGACACUCUUGUGGUAUUAAAUAAAACUAAAGAAUUUGAAGAUGCGGUGAGAAAAGUUUUAAGAGAUGUUAAUUUAGAUAAUGAUGUAGUUGUAUCAGUCUUUGAAACAAACAUCAGAGUUCUUGGGGGUCUUUUGGGUGGACACUCAUUGGCAAUCAUGCUGAAAGAAAAAGGCGAGUACAUGCAGUGGUACAAUGAUGAACUUCUCCAAAUGGCAAAGCAAUUGGGUUACAAACUUUUACCAGCUUUCAAUACUACCAGUGGCCUUCCUUAUCCAAGAAUUAAUUUAAAGUUUGGUGUCAGAAAACCAGAAGCUCGAACAGGAACUGAGACAGAUACCUGUACAGCUUGUGCGGGUACCUUGAUCCUUGAGUUUGCCGCCUUAAGUCGAUUCACAGGAGCAACAAUAUUUGAGGAAUAUGCAAGAAAAGCUCUUGAUUUUCUCUGGGAAAAAAGACAGCGAAGUAGUAACUUAGUGGGUGUGACUAUAAAUAUUCAUACUGGAGAUUGGGUAAGAAAAGAUAGUGGAGUUGGAGCAGGGAUUGAUUCAUAUUAUGAAUAUCUGUUGAAAGCCUAUGUCUUGCUUGGAGAUGACAGUUUUCUGGAAAGAUUUAAUACACACUACGAUGCCAUCAUGAGGUACAUUAGCCAGCCACCUCUUCUGCUUGAUGUGCAUAUCCACAAGCCAAUGCUGAAUGCUCGAACUUGGAUGGAUGCUUUGCUCGCCUUUUUUCCAGGUUUGCAGGUCUUAAAGGGGGAUAUUAGACCUGCUAUUGAAACUCAUGAAAUGUUAUAUCAGGUGAUUAAAAAACAUAAUUUCCUACCAGAGGCAUUCACCACAGAUUUCAGGGUACAUUGGGCUCAACAUCCUUUAAGACCAGAAUUUGCAGAAAGUACCUACUUCUUGUAUAAAGCUACAGGAGAUCCUUACUACCUUGAAGUAGGGAAAACACUUAUUGAAAAUUUAAAUAAAUAUGCUAGAGUGCCUUGCGGAUUUGCUGCCAUGAAGGAUGUUCGUACUGGAAGUCAUGAGGACAGAAUGGAUUCUUUCUUCUUGGCUGAGAUGUUUAAAUAUCUUUACCUGUUAUUUGCGGAUAAAGAAGACAUUAUUUUUGACAUAGAAGAUUACAUCUUUACAACAGAAGCUCAUCUGUUACCUCUUUGGCUCUCUACUACAAAUCAAAGCAUCUCUAAGAAGAAUACAACCUCAGAAUAUACAGAACUGGAUGACAGUAAUUUUGAUUGGACUUGUCCAAACACUCAGAUUCUCUUCCCUAAUGACCCACUGUAUGCUCAGAGCAUUCGUGAACCCUUGAAAAAUGUGGUGGAUAAGAGCUGUCCUAGAGGCAUCAUCAGAGUCAGAGAGGAGAGUUUCAGGAGUGGAGCUAAACCCCCUCUGAGAGCCAGAGAUUUCAUGGCCACUAACCCUGAACAUUUAGAAAUCUUGAAGAAGAUGGGGGUGAGUUUGAUUCACCUCAAAGAUGGGAGAGUCCAGUUGGUUCAACAUGCAAUCCAAGCUGCUAGUUCAAUUGAUGCUGAAGAUGGGUUGAGGUUCAUGCAGGAGAUGAUUGAACUCUCAAGUCAGCAACAAAAAGAACAGCAGCUACCUCCACGAGCUGUACAAAUUGUUUCCCACCCAUUUUUUGGCAGGGUAGUGUUGACUGCUGGACCAGCUCAGUUUGGGCUAGAUCUGUCUAAACAUAAAGAGACAAGAGGAUUUGUUGCAAGCAGUAAACCAUAUAAUGGUUGUUCAGAGCUUACUAACCCUGAGGCAGUGAUGGGAAAAAUCGCUCUGAUACAAAGAGGACAGUGCAUGUUUGCAGAAAAGGCACGCAACAUUCAGAAUGCUGGUGCCAUUGGUGGCAUUGUUAUUGAUGACAAUGAGGGGAGCAGCAGUGAUACUGCCCCUCUGUUCCAGAUGGCAGGUGAUGGAAAAGACACAGAUGACAUCAAGAUCCCCAUGCUAUUCUUAUUCAGUAAAGAAGGAAGUAUCAUACUGGAUGCCAUCCGGGAGUAUGAGGAGGUGGAAGUGCUCCUUUCUGACAAAGCAAAAGAUAGAGCAGCAAUAUUAAAAGGUAAAAUGAUUCCAAGCUACAUUAUUAAUAGUAAUCCUGAAAUGGAAAACGAAGAACAACCAUCCUCUGAAAAUGACUCUCAGAAUCAGAGUGCUGAACAGAUUACAUCAAGUUCUCAGGAGGUUGAUUUGGUUGAUCAAGAGUCUCCUGAGGAAAGUUUUCUAAAUUCGCAACCAGAAUCAUCAUCUCCCGCAGAUACGGACAAUGCUGCAAGUGUUUCUGCUUCUGAACAGAAUUCUAACCCCAUGGAAAACCACGAGACUACAAGUCUUGAUGGUGAAUGUACAGAUUUAGAUAACCAACUUCAAGAACAAUCAGAAACUGAGGAAGAUUCCAGUCCUAAUGUUAGCUGGGGUAAAAAGGUCCAGCCUAUAGACUCCAUAUUAGCAGACUGGAAUGAAGAUAUAGAAGCAUUUGAAAUGAUGGAGAAAGAUGAACUAUGACUCACUAAAGAAUCUGGUGGUAGGUAUUUAAAAAGAAAAGGCAAACUGUGGUUCAUAGACAUCCAGAUACUAAGCAGGCUCUCUAAUGGGAGUCUUUAAGUAUGGUGAUGAGCAACCACGUUCUGACUGAGAUAGUUAUCAUAGGAAUCUGGAGCAUGCUGUGUUAGAAUUGACCUUGCUUAAAACUGUCCCAUUCAAAAUGGAAACUCACAGCCCCUCCCCCACCCUGACCCCCACCCUGUGACAGCAUCGCACCACCCUGCAGCACCUCAGGCCAGGAAAAGAUUGCUGGGCAUUCCUAGGAACCAGAUUUCUGCAGUCUCUGGAUAGACCAGAAACAAAUUCAGUUAAUGGUGGAGAACAGGUAUUUUGUAUAGCUUUCUAAUUAAAGGAAGUGCGGCUUUCUUGGUUUUGGGGUUAGAGGCUCUUUGGGGAAAAGACAUAUGAGUAUUGUGGGCAUUCUGGUUAUGCUGCCUUCACAAAAACACUCAAAGUGACCUAAGUGGUUAUGAAGCAAAUGCAUUUAUGGGGAAAACAGCCUUUGCUCAUCACUUUCACUUGCUUCAUUGUGUAACAAAUGAUCAAGAUGACUUGAUUUUUUUUCUCUCUUAACAAUGUCCUUUUCAUUUAAACCAAAGGUGAAGCCAGUGUACUUUCUCAGUGAGUUCUUUGCAUAAAGAUUAAUCAUUGGGACCAGGUAAAAAGGUCAUAUAUUAUGGAAAUUGGUUACUUAAUACUUACGAAAAAUGGAACAAGGGAGAAACUAUAAAGUAAUAUGAACUUGCCAUUGGGCCUUCCGUAGGGAAAGCCGUGACUACUCUGAAAUGGAACUUAAAGUUGUAUCCUUGUCGGGUAAAUUAUAAAUCUUGUCCAGUUCAUUUCUCUUAGAGGUGAUUACCUCUAGCCAUCAGCCUUACUCCAUCCCAUGUUUAGUAUGCAAUUUGAGCCACAAGGGCCAUAUCGCCAAUAGCUGAAUACAUUUUGUUCCAUUUUUCUAUCUUAGGGAGCCAUAAUAAAACUGUGGUAGUGAUCUAAAAAUCCUAGGGAAACAACUGUUUUUCAUCUUUGAAACUAUGGUUUCUAAAGAUGCACCUAGGGAGUCUGUCACAUUUUCUGUUGAAUCAUGGUUUUUAAAGAUUUUUUUUAAACUUUUUUUUAACAGAUAUUCCUUCUGACAUGGACUUGAAAAUUAAUCUAUGGUAACCUGUGUAAGAAACUUACACAGUAGCAACUAACAUAUAGCCAUAUAGCUUAAUGAGAAUUUAUUUUCCUUUUUUUUUUUUGGUGGCAGUCUGGUGCUGGCCACAUUUAAGUUUUAAAAACUGUUGUUGAUAUCCUGUAGACAGCCCUGUAGUUGAAAUCAUGUUUUUACUCAUUUUAUUUAUUUUUUAAAACUUAAUCAGUUCUAAAGGAAUAUUUGUGAGACUUAAUUUUCUUUCUCUUUACCGUGACAUUACAUAAUAAUCUUUUCUUAAAACACGGUUUUGAGGUACUGAUGAACUUAAACUGUAUAUGGAGCUGUUAAAAGAGCAGUGCUGUAUUGUAGUUAUGUAUAUUCAUGUACAGUAUGUCUUAGAUCCCAGGUAAACAUAUUCUUUUAUAAGGGGAUAAAUAGCUGCUUUCAAAAAUUCCAGCUAAAUGUAAUUGGGUCAAUGAGUAAUAAAACUAAUAGAGAAUUCACUAUUUGGGGGGGAGGGUGGGCAAAAGUAGUAGUAUAAGACCUUUAUUGGCCCUUAAUUAAACCUGACACUAAAAUGGAUAUUUUAGUCUUUUUGCAUGUGAAAUUUGGUGUAAGAAGAUAGAACUAUAAUGCAUACAGUAUACGGAAGGAUAGACAUAGUGCUUUGUUCAUAUUAAUUGCAAAGCUGCCAAAAUAGCUGAAGCUUAAUUACUUGCCUUGAUUUAUAGGACUGGGGCUUGGAGAAAAGGAGCAGAUGUUCCUCUAAGACUUUGAUUACAGAAGCCUUAUAUACAUUGAUUUGAUUUUGUGUUUGUAACUCAGAGCCAUUGUUGUCUAAAUCCAACUUUUCUAAGUUAAUCAAAACCACAUGAGUUUUUUGCCAGUGAAGAUCUCAUGGUAUACGAGAGCCAGCUUAUUACUCUCCCUGCCUUUGGCCGGUAGGGGGGGUUGUUGCCAUUCACUGAAGUCUAGAAGCAAAAUGUUCACUUUUUUAGAAACGUGCAUCCUUUAAAAAAAAAAAAAGAGGCAAAAAAUUUAACAAGUUAUACUUAACACCCAGAAGGAAUCAUACUUGAUUUUUCCCUAGUUAAGAAGGUGUAAUGUUCAGCUUCAAAACUCUUAACAUUAUCAUUAACUCUAUACAUUCUUAUUUGACUUACUGCCAUGAAGUUAUUUUUGAGUUCAUUAAACAAUUCCAACAGCAUUAGGUGUUUUUUUUUUUUAAUAUUUUGUUUUUAAAAUACCUUUGAUAGACAUUUUAUUUACUUCCUAAAUAUUCAGGGGAUUCUGUGAGAUCCUGAAUUUUAGAAACAUCUGGUCUACCUCAGUUAAAUGUUGACUGCAUAGAAACAGAGCUGAAGUGAUCACCACAGCCAUAAAAUUGUUUGACUAAGAAGGAUUUAUACAAUGUUUACAAACGUGUAAUCAAGUAAGGAUUUUAUCUGAAAAUGAAAAGUUAGAUAUUAGAGCAAGUAUUUAAUUCAGGUAUUUUCAAGUUUUAAAACUUAACUUGUUUACCUACUAAAAAAUAGCUGUAGUUUUUUCUGCUCAUGAAAGUCCAUUGAAAUGAUAACGCCCUAAUUUGCAAUAAUUUUUCCAUAAAUUUGUAAGUGUGACAGAAUUGUAAUUUACUGGAUAUGUUUAGGAUGGGAUAUUUUGUUGGGUAGGUGGUUUUUAUUUUUCUUUUUAACCUUUAAUAGGCUUCCAACAAGAAUACAAUUCUUGUUUCAGAACAAAUUGUUUUUUGACAUUAUACUUUCCCCUUUUUCUUCACAGUAUUAAUAAAAUGAAAAAUUUUGCGCUCUCUGAUUUUAAUUUCUAAUAUAAUUAUUCUUUUGAGAAUUUUUUAAAAAUUUGAAUUACCAUCAUAGCCCUUUUUACAAUAAAACCAGCAUUUGUUCUCUCACCAAACCCCAUGCCAGAUUCAUCGUAAAGGAAGCUCAGCAUAAGUAAUUCAGGUAGUGCUUAUAAUUUUGGAGGUAGGGGGUGGAGGGGAGCUGAUUUAGUAAAUAUUCCAACUGGUCGUUUUAUGCACAAGGCUUCAGUCAGAACAUAGAAAAAAAAACAUUCUGUGAAUGAAAUAUUGUAUGUUCAGAUUUUAUAAAAGACAUUUUUAAAAGCCCAAUUUACAGCCGUAUAUUUUCUUAUGAUGUAAUUUAUGAAAAAGAUGUCUGUACUAACAGGUGCUGUAACACUACUGUUGUUGGAUUUUAUUGUUUGGUGAUAAAUGUAUACAAUAUUUCUAAGGGAAACUCUGUACUGUGAUGUAAAAGUCUGGGCAAAAUGUAUAUAAUCCUUGUAUAUAAUUGUAUUUGAUUAUAAUUACUGAUUGUAAAGAUUUAAUAAAAUAUGUAAAUAUUC
This is a messenger RNA of Zalophus californianus (California sea lion), 6624 nucleotides long. RefSeq names its product ER degradation enhancing alpha-mannosidase like protein 3 (gene EDEM3). Gene Ontology annotation, cellular component: membrane; endoplasmic reticulum. Bases 231 to 3083 code for a protein of 950 amino acids. The record is from RefSeq and is a predicted model, not a curated record. The transcript is spliced from 21 exons. Gene Ontology annotation, biological process: endoplasmic reticulum mannose trimming; carbohydrate metabolic process; mannose trimming involved in glycoprotein ERAD pathway. Gene Ontology annotation, molecular function: calcium ion binding; mannosyl-oligosaccharide 1,2-alpha-mannosidase activity. Lineage: Eukaryota; Metazoa; Chordata; Mammalia; Carnivora; Otariidae.